UAAACAUUCCUAACUUCAAUGAUGUUGUGACAGUCGGCAAAAAUGAGCAAUCACUGGGAUGAAUUCUCGAGACUGACGACGAAAUUCUUGUUUUUAAAUUGCAAUGAUGGCAAAAAUGAAAAUACUCGUAGUGAAUUAAACGACUUGUUGAAUGAUCUGAAUAGCUUCGGGUAUCAAAAUCCAAAAUUCGUUGAUGACAAGACUGCCGUUCGCCUGAUCGAAUCUUUCACCAACAUCGGUACAGACGAAGAGACCAUUAUAGUAAAAGCUUGCUACCUUCUUACGAGUUUAUUAACGAAGCAGAAGGUUCAGGUUCCCGUUCAGACUUUUCGUCCAGUGCUUCAAUGGCUGCUCAAAUGUUUGAAUUCCGACAUUCCGGACGUCGCAGGCGAUGUCCUGAAAACGAUGCAUGCGUUGCUGAAAUAUCAUCCGCAGCAUUUAUUAGAGUUUCGCGAAUCACUCUUGGCACCAAAUGGUCCAUUGAUGAAGCGACUGACCUUCGAUGAAAGCGAGAAAAAGAGGAAGAACUAUGACGGAAGCUCACAAGAGGAGAUUGCGGAGGCUGCAAUGCGAUGUGUCGAGGCGUUGAUACCACCUUUGGAUGAGGACUUGUCAGAUCAUCAUGUCGAACUUUUGGAUGCAGUUGGAGUGGAAAUCAUUCGCCUGUUCUAUUCUCAGAAGAAGAAUUUCGCCGACAGUACCAAUCCUUAUGUAUUCAUAACAUCCGGCCUUGUAGCUUUACAGAAAAUUGCGGCUGGAGAUAGGGACUGGCUAGAGAGGAAUAUAGGCGAAAUUCUUGGCAUUGGGAAGUCGUACAUGCUUUACGGGCUGCCUGGUGUUGAGCAGUCGAUGCCGCAGAAAGUCAUAGUAUCGCAGCAAUCCGUGCUGGAACCCGCAACAUCUCAAACGAACAAAGGAGGAAAAGUGCCGAAAACUAGAAAACCACGAAAUGUAGGGAAGAAUAGAAAGAAGGAUGGUCGCAGCAAAAACUCAAGAAGCGAAGAGUCCGAUAGGGAUAACCACCUAAAGGUCGAAUAUGACAACGCUAUGCUUUCACCAUUUUAUAAAACCAGCGAGUCCGACUACUCUGAAACAGAAUCCGGAAGGAGCCAAAGCGAAAUGCACAAACAAUCCAAAUUGCGCUUGGCUGCUAUCUCUUUAAUUGGUGUUGUUGCCAAAAAUAUCGAGAAAAAAAUUUUCUAUGGCUAUUGGCACUCUCUUUUCCCAUCCGAAUCACUCACUAAUUCCAGUAAAGGCUUAUUAAAUUGCGUGCUGAGGGAUCCAAAUCCACGCUGCAGGGUAGCUGCUUUGCAGGCGACAUCCAUGUUUCUAUUUGGCUCAAAGGUGUACCUUGCACAAGCAGAAACAAGAAAAGCUCCAUCAUCCUUUAUGCCAUUUUCAAUAGCUUUAGGAAAUAUGAUUUUAUCAAUAUACGAAUCGCUUACCCAGGCCUUAUCCGCAGAAAGCUCAUUGCCCGUCUUAACGCAAAUUUUGAAAUGCUUAGGUGUUUUAAUACAGGUAACUCCGUUCCAUCGCAUCGACAACUGUUUUGUUCCCUCUUUCGUUAAAUACAUACGCCGUUUGAUUUAUCAUAAAGAUCCAACUAUUCAAGUCGCUGCACUGAUGGUAAUGGAAUUUCUCAUAUCUGUUCAGGAUAUGACCAACGAAAUCUCUGAGUGUAUAGGAAUACCUAGAAGCAAACUGAAAACAACGAAUAAAAAUCAAAACCAAUUGAAUGAUGUUGGUGCGAAUGAUGUCAUAGAACCACAUGACGAGGAAGAGGUGAUCGAUUCCGAUUAUGAGGGUGAUGUUUCGGAAGUUUUAGAAGAAAACAAAAAUUGUGAGGACAGCUCAAACAAAAUGUCCUGGGUACUACAAAAGGUUCUAGAAAAUCUUGGCGUAGCUGUGGGUACUUUAAAGAAAACUCUAACAUUAGCAGCGGCUCCAGUUCGAAUCGAAAGCCUUCAAGUACUAUCCUGCCUAGCACCACACUUCCUGUUGCUGAAGGAUCAUCUUGAACUCAUUGAGAUUGCCCUCGAAAAGUCGCUGAGUGACUCACAAGCUGAAAUCAGGCUUUACGCAGCUAAGACUUUAGACACAAUAGGACAUUCUAUGAGCGCUUAUCUAAUUGAAAAGGCUGCUGGAGACACUGAUGAACUUUCUGUAUGUGUUAAUUUUUGGUUGAAAAUUUUACCAUCCGUUAUUCAGAAAAUUCAAGGCCAAACACAAAAUCCAGCCUUGAAGGUCAGCUUAUGUGAUUUUAUGUCUAACAUUGGAAUUCAUAUAUUUGAACGUCUUCCUCAUACAACACAUAUUCAAAUUAUCUCACUACUAUCCGGCGCCAGCUGUAAUGAAGAAAACAAUGUGAAGGCAAGUGCAGUUCGAGCCUUGGCGGUUUAUGCUUUAUUUCCUUCACUACGUGAUGAUUUAUGUUUCGUGGAAAAUACUGCUGAGUCAAUAAUUCCAUUACUAAAGGAUGGCAACUUGUUUGUAAGGGUCAAAGCGUCCUGGGCCAUGGGGAAUAUUAGCGAUGCCUUGGUUGCCAAUUGCAUUGAGCCACAGUCGGAAAGAAUUUCAAAUGAUUUAUUUAAGCGUAUACUUGAAGUGUCCUCGGAUUCUGCUGUUGACAACGAUAAGGUACGCAGCAAUGCAGUUCGCACAUUAGGAAAUCUACUACGGCUUUUGAACGCCGAGCAUUUAAGACUACCUGCCUGGCAACUACUUUACAGAACUGCAAUCGACAAAUUAGUUCAAAAUCUCAAUUCCGGCAAUAAUGCAAAGGUUAAGUGGAACGCAUGCUAUGCUAUAGGAAAUCUAAUGAAAAAUGAAUUGCUGUUUACAUCCGCUAAAGACUAUGAUUGGCAAAAAGUUGUAUUCUCUGCGCUAAUCAAUGUAAUCAUUAACAAUGCUAAUUUCAAAGUCCGAAUCAAUGGUGCCGCGGCGUUAGCGGUUGUCGCUAGAAGGGAACAUUAUGGGACACAUUUGUCAACCAUUUGGUCAUCAUUGCUCCUAGCUUUGGAGCAAUCUAAUAAUUUAGUCGAUUUUAAUGAGUAUAAACAUCGAGAUAAUUUGCAAGAGCAGAUCUGUUUAACUCUGAGUCAUGUCAUCAAGAUAUGUAACAAUGAAGAUUUCGUCCUGUUGAAAAUUGGACUGAUUCCAGCGCUUGAAACUAUCAAGCAAACUUGGCAACGCGUAAUCAAUCGUGUCUUGCCAGAGAAUGCCGCACCGCUUCUUUCCUGUUCGCUUUACUUAAACGAAAUACUGCAGCGUCCCAGCUUGCCAAGUGAGACUAAAAACUCACUUCAAGUUCUCGCAUCAUGCUUCGUGUCACCAAGUAAUGAAUAUUUUUAAGUAAAUUGCAACAACAUAUGCAUCCUAGCUAUGGCGAAAUCACUAAAAUUUUUAUAUAAUAAAUUUUAUUUAUUUCUAUCA
Molecule: messenger RNA, 3432 nt
Organism: Hermetia illucens (black soldier fly)
Lineage: Eukaryota; Metazoa; Arthropoda; Insecta; Diptera; Stratiomyidae
Product: HEAT repeat-containing protein 6
Exons: 14
Coding region: 43-3351 (1102 amino acids)
Source: RefSeq, a predicted model, not a curated record